GUCUGACUCAGCCAAACUACGCUUGGUUAGGGAGGGGUGGCGUGACAGCCUGGCCUGGUGAUGGAGCGGAGUAUGAAUAUAAGAGGAAGGAGGAAUCUGAGUCCUCUCCUCUUUCGUCUUUGCUUCCCAUCACCUCGUUCGUCCCCUUGCCCCCGCUCCUCGCAACGCUCAUCCCUCGUCCCCACCGUCAUGCUGCUCGUCCAGCAACCCCAGCAUCCAUCCUCAGUCUCCCUAAUGCCGUAUUCAAAGCAGUUCAACACUUCCGCCAGCCAUAGACGCAACCCGUCCGCUCCAGCCGCAGUUGUCCAGGGCCAGGUGCAGCCAACCAAGACUCCUGGCCUCCUCUCACUCUCGAAGCCCUCUGCGACUCGCCAGCCUCGCCACCCAACACCGAGGCAGCCCAGGUCCAAGCCGCAGCACCCGCAACAGCUGCAAGGGGCCUCGCCGGAGCGGCAUCGCGGGAGGAACAAUUCGUCGAAAGAUAAGUCGGCUAGACCCGUAUCAAAACCCCGUGCUGGACAUGGGGGACGUGCACGCCAACCGUCCCCUUCACCUAUUCCCCAAUCUGAGCAGUCAUCCUCUGACGAGACCGUUGCUGUUCCACCUAAUUCUACUUCUGUUAUUGCUACUGGGCCAAAGCCCCAAGCUUCUACCGCGCAGACGACCGUCUUGAGCGCUCCUUCUGGCCGCCUUGCCAAGCGUCGCAACCGCGCUUCCAUUCCCUUCCCGUCAUCGGUUUCGACCCCGUCGGUGAAUCCCAAGGCAGCGAAAUCCAGCCAGAACCAACCGCCUCGUGCUAAACCCGUUCCCGUUCCCGUCAAGCCAAAGGUGAACAACUUGCCUAUUUCACGUUCGGAUCCCGUUUUGUCGCAUUUCCCACAAGCCUCGCUUCGUAACAAUGGGGCAGAUGUCUUCCCGAUCUGCGACGAUAACGACGACGGUGAUGACGAAGAUGCUUUCGAGCGUCCGACCACGCCAUCGCCGGCCGGUCGUAGGAAUGGAGUUACCACAUGGCAGCAGGAUUCGCUGUUCAACUCGGAUAGUGAGGAGGGUGGGCCGCGCACUGCGCCCAUCAGCAUGAAAGCAGGCGUGGCGAAGCAUUAUUUCCCAUCGCCUGUCCCCUCACCAUCUCGUCCCUACCACAAGCGUACGCCGAGCGUACCCGCAGACGGCAUGUUCGAUUUGUCGUUUGGUUCUGACAACGAGCUGAAUGCAUCGGAGAUGAAUGCACUGUUUGGACAUGCAUCUUCCAAUCGCAUGCACUACGAUGGUUCUGUGCGGUCCACAAGCACGCCAUUGAGAAAGCCUGAUGCUGCUGCGACAUUCAAUAAAUUCGCGAGCCCGAUGUUCCAGAACAGCCCGCGCCCGGAGCAGCUCCGCCCGCCAACGUUCUCGCUGGCGAAGAUGAAGAAGGCUCUCGUUGCUCAGUCUGACUGAGUCAGCGCUCGGCCAAUCGGGGUUCACUUCCACUCUCUUGCUUCAUUCCGCGUCGACCGCGAUGCAAUUAUUCUUUUCAAGAUUAACUUAUUGCUUUCGACGCUCGAUUUUGCAUCCCAUUUGGACCCCCCUCCAACCUUUCUUUGGUAUCUGAUUAUUACCGGCAUUUAUGGCUUUUCGCUUAGGACACCCGCUCGGCUUACUCUCCGCAUCCCCGGCAAUUGGUCCACCGCUGUGAACGCUUUGUGGGUGGUGCAUAUUCGCACUUGAUUUGUUUCUUGGCCAUUAUCUGCAACAUUAACAGCACUCACGACGUCACGUAACUGGCCCGCCAUUUUGGGCCACGAGUCUCGCAAGUCUCAACUUCAAGUGCCUCGCAUUUCCUCUUUUCUCGUUUUCUCUCAGCUUUAUAUCUCAAUGUGCAAUACCUCGCAUUCUCGCAUUGCUGUCAUUUUCUUCAACCCAAGCCCCUCCAUCCUCUUUCCUCGGCUCGCAUCGUUUCGCAUCAAGUAUAACAUAUAACUACGACAUAAAGACAAGACUCUCGAUCACCGGCCUAUUUCGCUAUACCUUGCUUUCGAUCGGUGUUCCGUGUAUGAGUGAUGGUGGGUUCAAAGGGAAGCCAUUCUACUCGAACCGAUAUUUAUGGUGCGAGGUGCGACCGCGCUGUCAACAUUCUUUUGCCGGUACGCCUUGUGCCCCGCCUCGCAGGUCCCCCAAUCUUAGACACCUCCGACAUGGCCUCCCUUAACCGCCAUCCUUCUUUUCCUUUUUUCCCCUUGACGGCAUCCUCUUAUAUUCUAUUUCUUUAUCUUAUUCGGUGGUAUUCCGCGGUUUUUGCUGUAUCAAUCGGCGCCGGCUGCGCGUUGUACAUCAUUGUCAAGCAUUCCGUUUACGUUCCUCUGUUAUUUGGUUUCUUGCCUUCUCGUUUUUCUCCUUUCUCUCACUCCAAACCAAAUAUUCAACCCCGAUUAAAAAGCGUUAGCCUUUUAAUGGUUUUUUGGUGCUUAGUGCUCCUUCCUCGAUUGCGCCAUUCUGACAAUGUAUUCUAUCCUACCCUCCUGUGCUGCUCGCGUCAACUCCACGCAUCUAAAUGUCGUGAAUUUGCACGCAGCUUUUUCCAACCCCGUUUACCCCCAUUACUCGACCUCUCGUUCAACUGUCCUCUAUUGUCUUCACGAACCUUUUUUUUGUGUUUCCGUUUACUUAGAAGCAAAAUCUGUGCAUUAGUCGGAGCAUUCAUUUUCUAUCUCUUCAUCCAUCCACUUCCAUGGCCCUACCCCUCACUUUCGCGGUCUAAUUCUUUGACCGUGGUACACAAUACCUCCCCGUUGUAUCUUAUUUUCGGAGUAGUCCUCUUCUGGAGGUGGAGAAGAGGUGUUAUUGUUUCUCCGCCUCGCGAUGUUGAUGUGUCGGUCAAGUUCUUUGAAACGUCACCGCGACGUGGUCUUCGUCAACCUUACUAUGUCCGCAUGCGUUUGCCGUCAUCGUCACUCGCGCUAUUGCAUCGAUCGCAACAUAUCAAAUUAAUAAUCUAUCUAUUCACCACAUUCCUUCACCCGAUCCGAAUUACCCUGUCCUCUCCUUACGUUCCGUUCCUAACCAUACGGGUUUGCCUGUUCUCGAGACUUGUUUCGGAAAGGUCGCAUUUGGCACUCGUAUAUCCUGUUAUCCGUCCCGCGUAUCCUGUCAUAUUGAGCCGACUCGCGUUCUCGGUCCCCUCGACAUCUACUCAAAGCACCCUUAUUCACUCCCUGUCGCAUCGCAUAAUACGCAUCAGCAUCAGCGUUAUCCUCAUCAUCACAUCACAUCCAUCACAUCACGCGUCACACGUUCUUAUCCUCUCGCCCACUUUUCUCAACACC
Molecule: messenger RNA, 3302 nt
Organism: Fomitiporia mediterranea MF3/22
Lineage: Eukaryota; Fungi; Basidiomycota; Agaricomycetes; Hymenochaetales; Hymenochaetaceae
Exons: 4
Coding region: 190-1437 (415 amino acids)
Source: RefSeq, a predicted model, not a curated record